AUGACAGAACUCAACUUCCUCCCAAUAAUCUCCGAUCGUCUCACGUCGGCGAUGACGUCGCCGUCAUUUUCGUCACAUUACUCUCUCCUCUCUAUCACCAAACGACGAAGCAGAAGACAACGAAACCCACCAGUCUCCGUACGCAUGGAGCAGUCACGGUAUCUCAAAGACAAACUCGUCGUCAUCUUAGGAGCAACCGGCGCCGGAAAAUCCAAACUUUCCGUCGAUCUCGGCCUGCGUUUCCCUUCAGAGAUCAUAAACUCCGACAAAAUCCAAGUCUACGAAGGACUAGAGAUCACUACGAAUCAGAUUACCAUCCCGGAGCGUCGCGGCGUCCCUCACCACCUCCUCGGCUGCAUCCCUCCCGAAGACGGCGAGCUAACCGCCGGAGAUUUCCGUAUCGCAGCUUCAAACACCAUCUCCGACGUAAUCUCCCGUAAAAAGCUUCCGAUAAUCGCCGGCGGAUCUAACUCUUUCGUCCACGCACUCCUCGCCGAGAGAUUCGACUCCAAAAUCGAUCCUUUCGCUUCCGGGUCGUCGUCUUCAAUCUGCCGCGAUUUGCGUUACGACUGCUGCUUCCUCUGGGUCGACGUGUCGGAGACGGUGCUCUACGAGUAUCUCGUGAGACGGGUCGACGAAAUGAUGGGUUCGGGUAUGUUCGAGGAGCUAUCCGGGUUUUACGACCCGGUUAAAUCGAGUGCGACCCGGUUCGGGAUACGGAAAGCUAUAGGCGUCCCCGAGUUCGACGAUUACUUCAAAAUGUUCCCACCGGAGGAGACGGAGGAGAAGAAAGGUGGAAGCUUUGAGGCGGAGAGGAAAGCGGCGUACGAUAAGGCGGUGGAGGAUAUCAAAGAGAACACGUGGAGGUUAGCGAAGAGACAAAUAGGGAAGAUUGAGAAACUGAGAGACGCGGGGUGGGAGAUAAAGAGGGUUGACGCAACGGCGUCGUUUAGAGCGGUUAUGAGGACGAUGGGUUCGUCGUCGUCGUCGUCGCCGGAGAAGAGAAGAGAGUGGAGAGAGAUUUGGGAGAAGCAAGUAUUGGAGCCAAGCGUAAAGAUUGUGAAUCGGCUGUUGGUGAAAGAUUAG
Microthlaspi erraticum is the source of this 1086-nucleotide messenger RNA. The record is from the annotation of a GenBank genome assembly. NCBI's taxonomy places the organism in Eukaryota, Viridiplantae, Streptophyta, Magnoliopsida, Brassicales, Brassicaceae.